Messenger RNA from Saccostrea cuccullata (small rock oyster), 2183 nucleotides. Its product is annotated as ubiquitin carboxyl-terminal hydrolase BAP1-like. The record is from RefSeq and is a predicted model, not a curated record. Gene Ontology annotation, molecular function: cysteine-type deubiquitinase activity. Gene Ontology annotation, biological process: protein deubiquitination; ubiquitin-dependent protein catabolic process. The transcript has 13 exons. Gene Ontology annotation, cellular component: cytoplasm. The coding region runs from base 53 to 1822 and encodes 589 amino acids. Lineage: Eukaryota; Metazoa; Mollusca; Bivalvia; Ostreida; Ostreidae.
UUGGUUUUUGCGGUGUUAAACUUCAUCGAAAGCAGAAUUAUCCCUCAAAAUUAUGAACAAAGGAUGGCUAGAACUGGAGAGCGAUCCUGGCUUGUUCACACUGCUUAUAGAAGAUAUGGGUGUGAAAGAUGUCCAGGUUGAAGAAAUCUAUGAUCUUCAAAAGGCAAUUGAAGGGACUGCCUAUGGAUUUAUUUUUCUGUUCCGAUGGAUUGAGGAAAGAAGAAGUCGACGUAAAACAACAACGGAAGAGGAAUCUUUUGUACAAGAUGAGAACGUUGUCAACAACAUUUUCUUUGCACAACAGGUGAUACCUAACUCCUGUGCCACCCACGCUUUACUGAGUGUACUACUAAACUGUGAUGAGAGAGUGAAGCUAGGGGAGGCUCUGUCUAAACUUAAAGAAUUCUCCAGAGGAAUGGGACCAGAGGAUAAAGGUGUAGCCAUAGGUAACAUGCCAGCUUUAGCUUCAGCACACAACAGUCAUGCAAGACCUGAGCCCCGUCAUCCACCAGAAAAGCAACAGGGCUUGUCCACUGUAAGAACUAUGGAGGCGUUCCACUAUGUCAGUUAUGUCCCCAUAAAUGGUCGGUUAUUUGAACUGGAUGGAUUGAAACCCUACCCUAUAGACCAUGGUCCAUGGGAGAGAGAUGAGUAUUGGACUGAGAAGUUCAGGAGAGUUAUCACAGAGAGAUUGGGCAUGGCCACUGGAGGAGAGCCCUAUCAUGACAUCCGUUACAACUUAAUGGCCGUGGUCCCAGACAAGCGAUCCCUGUACGAACACAAACUAGCCACACUGAAGACUAACAGACAGAUAGUUCUGGAGACAUUACAACAGAUGGUGAAGGUGACAAAUCCAGGUCUGACGUCAGCAGACAGAGACAAAUAUCUGGCUGCGGUGAAGCAACAGGGAAAGCUUUCAUUUAAGAGUGGACAGGAACCAGUUCAGAGGACCAGUACAGACACAAAGAAACAGGAGACAGUUGUGACAUGUCCUACACAAAAUCCUGAGCCUGCAGAGGAAAUCAUCUGUGUUGAUGAUUCGGACAGUGACACAGCAAGUAAACAAAGUGAAACGAAAGUGAAAAGUGAAAGUAGUGUAACAGAAGAAAUUAAAAAGCCUGAGGUACUAUCACAAGGAAAGGAAAAAGAAAGUGGUGAGGAAGAUCAGAAUUCAGAAAACAAGACCACAGCAGAAGACAGCAAAACACAGGAUCAUUCAGACAUUGUUGACAAAAGGGAGAUUACCAUAAUGGAGGAGGGGGCGUCAACAUCAGAUCUGACAAAACCACUGACAAUCGAGACCAAAUUCCCAGAAUCCACCACUUCCUCGGGUCCUGGGAGCGAGAGUACGGACACAGCGUCAGAAGUGGGCAGUUGUUUUAGCUCCCCCAACAGUGGCUUCAACUCCUGUCAGAACAGUCCCCAAACAGACAAUGGAACAGAUGGGGCAUCAAACAAAGAUGGUCAAUCACAACCCACAAGACACAAGAGGAAGUUCAGUGGGAACCAGCCAUUUACACCAAAGGAUCUACUGGCCCUGCUGAAAAAUGUGGAAAAUGAAAUCAAGCUGUGUGAAGUGAAUCUCAAAGAUGAAAUAGAAAAGAGGAGAAAAUAUCAGAUUGAUGACUGUAGAAGAACCCAUAAUUAUGACCAGUUUAUCUGCACAUUCUUGUCCAUGCUGGCUAAAGAAGGACAUCUAGCCGACCUAGUUGAGAAACACUCGUUAAUCAAGAAACGGCAGACGAGCUUAAGUCUAGGACGGGCCUCAAACAUCAAAACAGCCGCAGAGAGGAGGCGGGUCAGAACCAAUAGGAGACGGUGACAAAGAUCUAAAACUGAAUCUGAUUGGAAGUUUUUUGGUGACAAAGAUCUAAAACUGAACCUGAUUGGACAGUUGUUUUUUGGUGACAAAGAUCUAAAACUGAACCUGAUUACAGUUGUUUUUGGAGACAAAGCUCUAAAACUGAAUCUGAUUGAACAGUUUUUAUUGGGUGUUUGUUUCAAUCAUCAACAGCAACAAAAAGUAGGCAGAUCAGAACCAAGAGGAGAAGGUGACAAAGAUCUAAAACUAAAUCUGAUUGUAGUUUUUAAUCAAGUGUAUGGUUUUCAUCACUGACAGUUUGACUGCAGUUGUGACAUAUGUGUUCAGAAUAUUUAAUGUUAUGAAGAGAACUGUAGAAAGA